Molecule: messenger RNA, 9431 nt
Organism: Nothobranchius furzeri (turquoise killifish)
Lineage: Eukaryota; Metazoa; Chordata; Actinopteri; Cyprinodontiformes; Nothobranchiidae
Gene: nod2
Product: nucleotide-binding oligomerization domain containing 2
Biological process (GO): response to muramyl dipeptide; positive regulation of canonical NF-kappaB signal transduction; defense response to bacterium
Cellular component (GO): cytosol
Molecular function (GO): protein binding
Source: RefSeq, a predicted model, not a curated record
CACAACGACAUUGUGACAUCAUAAUGUCUCAGCUGACAUCAUAGUGUACCUCUUAGCCAAUAGCGGUAGCAGAUCUAAAUUCAAAUACAAUGCAGAAUUUUUCCCUGACAACGGCACAACACUGACAUUUUUAGGUAGAAUAUUUAAAUUUUAACUAAGAUGCACUGAAGUGCCAAAUUAUUGGGUACAUGUGUCUAUAGCACAAUUAGACACUCGUUUAUAUAGUUAAUCAGCAAAAGUAAGUUGAUUUGGGAGUGACUUGCUCUUUAAAUGGUCACGUGUCCAGUUACAGAUCGUCUGCUCAGCUUCCUUCAACCUGAAAGUGUCUGACAUCAACCAGCUGCUCACACACACACACACACACACACACACACACCCCUCCAACAGCAGCUUCUCUGUGUCCGUGGAAACCGCUGAGACUCCGCCUCUACCUGAUAUGGCUACCUCAUAAACAGUUAUUUGUGUAACCAGGAUGCUUUUCCAUCACCUUGGAAGGACCUCAGCUGUUUAAAAGCUAAACUUAUUGGUUGUUUUACUCUUUGAAAGUUUUGGUUUUCCUGGAAUGGGACUGGGAAUUUGGCGAUCUGGAAGAUAGUUUAAUUAUGGGAAUAAGCAGUCAGUGUGUCCCAGGCACAUUGUAUUUUUGAAUAAUUCUUUUAAGUUUAAAACAUUUUAAUAGAAAAACAAAAUACUUUCAAGUAUUUAAACAUUUACUUCAAAAGCAAUAACAAGGGGUUCCUCAAGAAUGUGUACUUGGUCCUGAGCUUGUUACUCUGCUGAUAUAGUUUCCUAUUAUAGCAGUUUUAUUUACAUUUAAAAGGGUAAUCAUUUUGUGAGUAAUCUGUCCAAUUCUGUUUAAUUAUCAAUUUUAAAAAGUUAUAUAAAAUUAUAAUGUGUUAAAUUUAGCCGUUAUUGAGUCGUUGGAUGCUGGAAAACUAGGAUUAGUCUUUUUCGGGGGAAAUUAAUCUGAACUAAAACCCUUGAAUCAAAAACAAACAAGCAAACAGAAAUAUAAAAGUAUUGACUUUAAUAAGGUGAAAUGAGGGCUACCACGUUACGCCUGGUGUGUUUUGUUUCCUGCUGAAACGCUGAAAGCUUUGAAGUGUGGAUCGGCACAGCAGGGUGCCGCUUCUGCAAAGGAAGGAUGUUAAAUGCUAAAGGAUAGGGACAUGAGCUACUCUGCUACCAACAUGUGACUGAAGAGGGUUUUCAUAAAAAAGCUAAUCCAAUGAUAAUGUACAUCUGUUCUGGUAAAUUUCUAAGCUUUGAACAUUUUUUAUUAAUUUUUUUUUUUUUUUUACGGGAUAAGGAGCUUCUGCUCCCUCCAGAAUCUUAAGACUUCAAAGCAGAUUUGCUUUGGAUAAUGCAAAUGAUCCGAAUACGCCGGUUCCUGCCCACUCAGAAACAUGAAAAGAAAGGGGAAAAUUAAAAGAAAUUGCUGUGGCCGGCUUUUAUGUGUGAAAAGAAGGGCAAAAAUAAAGACUUCAAUUAUUGCCAAGUUCAUUCGAUUAGGAAAUAAGCUGACAAAGUACUAAAGUUCACGGUUUCUGACCCAGUGGCCAUUCGCUUUAAACGUCACUUUGAACCGUCGGCCGUUUCCUAUUUGAUGAAAUUAUAAUUAGCCGGAUUAAGUCCAGCCAAUAAUCUCUAUGUGAGAAAAGCCACUUUGUUCAGCGCUGUCAGCCUGUGGGUUCGCGUUAUUUCUGCUCACAUACUGAUGUCCUCAGUGAAAGGCAGCAGAUUUCUUCAUUUGUAUGUUGCUGUCCUAAAUCAACCGUUUGCGUCGGUAAAUCUUAGAAACAACAUUUAACUUGACUCUAUUUGUCAUUCUGGUAUUUUAUUUAACAAUUGCACAAGAAAUUCACAUAAAAAUAAAUUCCUUCAAGUAUCUGAGCAAUUACACCCAAAAGCACAGACAAGGUGUUCCUCAAGGAUGUGUACUUGGUCCUGUGCUCAUUAUUCUGCUGACACUGCUAAAUUCAGCUCAAAUCAUUUCAUGAAGUUUACUUGUGGGACAACAGCAGUGGAAUUGUUUUCUUCCCAGCAAAAUUAUGCAGAUAUUUAUUGUUGCAUCAGAGCUAAAUUCAUUUUCAUGGGUAAACAUUUUCAAGAAACAAAUAUAUGAAACUGAAAUCCUGAUCUAAAACGCCCGCCUCUCAGUUUUCUUUACACAGCCUCAUUUUUCUAGAGUUGUUUUUACAUACACUUUAAUCUUAAAACCAAGAGAUAGCCCACUUUAUUUAGCUCAUUUGUGAUUUGUUUUAAACUUGCCUUGUUUCACCUGAUAAAUCAAAGAGUCUCAAACAACUUUAGCAAAACCCUAAUCUUCCACCUGGAAUUUUAGGGACUGACUCCAGACCUUUAGAGACGGCAAAUGAAUAAAACAAGGCUCCAGAAAGUUGCACUGGUUUUUAGUAGAUCAUUGGAGCUCUUUCUUUUUGCAACAUCAAAGGCAGCCGCAGCUCUCUGAUGUGGCAGCAUGCUGUUUAAGGUACAGACUGAAUGGAGAGAUGUCAAGCUGCAAGGUGCCUCUGUAGUUUAUGCUAAGUGCUGCAGAGAGCUGCAGAUGAAAGGAGCAAACAGAGUUUGAUAAUGAGUGUCCGACAAGUAGGGCCCAUCCCAGACGGCGCGCGCUCAGUGGGACGUCUGCGCUAACCUUGAACGCAGCACCCCAAACCUUGGGCCCAUGCUGGAGGCCCGACUCGGCUGCUCCUGUAAAACAGAGGGUCUCUCAGAUGUGAGCUUUAAUCGUCCUGUCAGUUAAAGGCUGAUUGACACACACACACACUGCUGUGUAGAAGAUGUCAUCCUCUUUGACUGCUAAGCACUUCUCCCUCCAGCUUCUUCUCAGCACACAACAUUCUGCUUAACGUGUGAGUCAGUCUGUGUUUCUACAAUAUUCCUGGAUUCUAGAAUGUUCCCAUUAAUCAAAUGAAGUAAUCCUCUUUUAUUUAGUACUGCUUUGCUCAGGGGAACACAAAACAACAGACUUGAGCUUCAUUUCCAAGCAGAAGACUACAGCCGGUGUCCGGACCCAAAUUAGGUCUCUUCAUAGGUGUCCACGUUUUCUCACAGAGCUGCAUCUCGGUCGGGUUUCUCAUUCAUGCCUGGUAUCCGUGUCUAAACGAGCAAGGGUUUUCAUUUAUCUUGCAUGUUUUAUCAGGACCUUUUUCUCAUGCCGCAGGGAAUUUUACUUGCAAUUGUUUGAAAAAAAAAAUGUGCAAAAGCUUUCUGAAACUCUUCCACCUCAGCCGGCUCCCUUCGAUGUGGAGGAGCAGCGGCUCUCCUCCGAGUCGCUCUCUGGCAUCUGGAUUCCUCGUCCUCUCCAGAUGAGGGUUUUUGCUCGAUCCCUCCUUCCUUUGUGAGAUUUUUACUGCAGUAAUCAGCGACGAUGCGACUCAACCAGCUGCAGGCUGAUGAGUAAAUCCUUUAUUUGGCUUCAUCAUAAAUAUUUCAACAACCAUUUACUACAUUUUUGUGAUGAGAAUGAAAAAAAUAUUUAAUCCCUCAAAUCUGUUGCUCAGACUUCUGGUUCAACCCUGCAGAAAUACUCAGAAGUUGUUGUUUUUGGAACAAUGUCUUUAUUUUUGUUAUUAAGUCUGCUGCCUUGUUUCUGUUCUACCAGAUUUCUCUGGGCCUCCUGUCGUCCCAACGAUGGAAGGCUUGUGAGGGAUGCUACUCUGCGUUACGCUCCCGGAGGUGGAUUUCCUGUUUCUCACACCAGAAGAAGAAAAGAAACCCGUCUUUGAAACAUUUCUUUUGAUUACUCCUGUCCAUGUGAGUUAGAGGAUUUUCCCACAGAAUCCGGCGAAGACACAUAAUAAACUGAUGGCGGUUCUCAGCAGGGAGCUGCGUGGACCCCAUAUAAAAAAACACCACAAAAGUUUUUUGCACUUAUUUUGUCGAAAUGCAAAAUGAUGCAAGAGCUGAUGGCUGCUGCAGCUUAUCAGCAGGAGCAAACGCAACGUAGCUUAAAACCAGAUAAUUUGGAAGGCAGCAAGUUAAAAUCUGGUAAGUAAACAAGUGUAAAUGUGCAUGCAGCUGCAUGGUGUUCAUGAACCUAAAUAAUAUCAAAGUUUAACCCAUUAAAACCUGAAAAACGAAGUCAUAAUCAAUCUAGUUUUUGAUGCACAACUAUUAAAUAAUAAAACUAUACAGCAAUCUGUUUUGUUAUGUAAAUAAACAUAACAGUAAUUAAAAAAAUAAAAUUGGCCCUUGCCAUCUGUAGCUCCUCCACCGGGGGACAGUAAACAUGUAUAGGACGGGACAUAUCAGGUUUCUGAUGAAGACACUAAUCCUGAUGCUCCAUCUGGAUGAUUUAAAGCAGAAAUCCAGAUUUUUCUCCAACUAGAGGCUGAAAAAUGUAUUGCGCCUUGCACCGUUCUCUCCAUUUCUCGCAAGACCAGGCGCCUUGACGCUGAGAAACACCCCAUAUCUCUCUUGUCUUAGCUUCCCUACGUUGGCUGCCUGUUAAAUUCAGAAUAGAUUUUAAAGCGACAGUGUGUAUUUUUCCUGGCGAUAGGGGGCAAUAGAUAUCUAAAUCAUUGCAAGCAAGCAGUAUUUUUGUGUUGGAGUAAGACCUUACCAACGGAUGCCUAUUAGGGUCAAAAAACCCUGGGGAGCGCAAACUUUAGCAUAACGACAAGCACAUCAGACUGACAUCACUGACAACAAGCGAAGAGGUAAAUGUGUAAAACAACAUUUAAGAAAGACAAACGUUUUGUCACCAUUUGUUGCAAAUCAGUAAACGCAUUUAGUCCUCAUGGGCUACCGUAGUUGGAAACAUGGCAUCUAAUAUGGCAUUGCAGAGAGAGAGACUUAGACCCGCUCCCAUGUAUUUUAGACCUGCAUCAUUUGAUUCACUUUCAACAACAGUUUGAUGGAUAUUUCCAGAAAUUAAAGGUAAAAACUACACAUUGUCUCUUUAAGAUCCUCCUUCUCACAUAUAAAGCUCUCAAUAAUCAAGCUCCAUCAUACAUCAGUAACCUGAUUGUUCCAUAUGUUCCUAACACGGGCAACAACCUAAUGGAGCGACGGUGGCACAGGAGUUAAGUGCUUGCUCUGUAAAUGGAAGGUUGCAGGUUCGAGCCCCGCUCAGUCUGUCGCGGUCGUUGUCUCCUUGGGCAAGACACUUAACCCACCUUGCCUGCUGGUGGUGUUCGGAGGGACCGGUGGCGCCUACGUACAACAGACUCACCUCUGUCAGUGCGCCCCAGGGCAGCUGUGGCUACAAUGUAGCUCAUCAACACCAGUGUGUGAAUGUGUGUGUGAAUGGGUGAAUAACUGAUUGUGUUUUAAAGCACCUUGGGGGGUUCCAGGAAUCUAGAAGGUGCUAUAUCAAAUACAGGCCAUUUACUAUAACAGAGCACUUAUAUUUUUAAUUAAAAUAUAGCUUUUAAAGGAAAUAUUGUAUCUUCAUUCUGCACACCUCUAAACGCCCCGUGGAGGUAUUAUUAAAACAAUGUAUAGCUUUUUAUGAAAUUGCUCCAUAUUCAACCUUUAAUGUACAAACUACUCAAAUAAAUAAAAUAACAUAAAAAUACAAGUAAAAAACAAUUGAGUAAAAAAAUAAAGCUAGUGAAAAACUGAGUAAAUGUUUGACCACAACGGCUGAUUUAAUUUAUCCACUUUUUAAAUCAGAUAAAUACAUGUUUUAAAUGAUAUGUUAACUUAUUAUUAGAUAGUUUUAGGGGCAAAAUUGAAGAUAAGUAAAAUGUAAUAACCGCACUUUAAGAUGACAAAUGAGCCCACAGGGGCGUAGAUUUGGCAUCCAGCGAUGACCAAAUUCUCCCCACCAUUAGUCUGACUGCCAACGUUAAAAAAAACCAACAAGCCAGAGGAGCAGAAAGGGUUAAAGGACCUACCUCUGUGUUGCACAUGGCCAGGAUGAGAUGUAGGUUUAUCAAGUCCCCACAAGCAGAUGAGCUCGAGCCUCCUGGUUUGGUUUUUGUUGUGGAACACCGCCAUCUAGUGGCUCCAACACCAAGUUACAAGUGGUUUAGAUCUGUGUUUUACUUUUGAUUUCCCUGAAACACAUUAGUGUUGGUUUGUUUAAACAUUUUAAACAAUAUCCUGUCAAAUCAAAUUCAUGAGGAUGCUUAAGCUUUAUGGUAGUUCAGCCAUUGUUUACUUUCUGCUCCACUGGAGCUGCUUGGCAAACAGACCAGGUUUCGGUUUUUAGACGAGGAAUGAGGAAGAGGUGGUUGAACGGUCCUUUUGGGUUGAUGAGGGCUGGAGAGAAGGCAGUCAGUCGCUUUGUGUUUACAGGUGAGAGCGAGUCUUCUAGUCUGUUGAAGGGGGACACUAGAGGAAAUCUGAUUUCUGUGCUUUCCUGAUGGACUGGUUGGUACCAGAUGUGAAGCUGAAGGAUUGAAGCAUGGGAGCUGAUAAGACUGAAGCAUGCUUGCUCAGGAGCUGCUGCUGAAACAGCGUUCAGAGGUUCUCCACGCCCUCUGCAGGAGCGGCUCAGCUGAGCACCUGGAAAGGGUUCUGGACGUGCUGCUGGCUCAGGGGGAGCUGGGAUGGGAGGACUACCAGAGCAUUCAAGUCCCGGGGAGGGCCCUGCACACCAACGCCAGGCAGCUGCUCGACCUGCUUUAUACAAAAGGUGAGGAAGCCUGCAGAAUCUUCUUCGCUGCUGUCAAUCAGGUCUUUCCAGAAGGCCAAAGAGUUGGCCUGUCCUCAGGAUGUCCCCCACCUUUAGAGGACAGAGUUCAGAAGACGUCUGCAGAGACAGUUCUAAUACAACGGCUGAGUUUGGUCUGCAAGCUUCAGGACUGUGUGGAUGGUGCUCUGGAAGCUCUCCUGGAAUCAGGUCACUUUUCCUCAGAGGAACGAGAUGAGGUCCUGCUGCCUGUUCACACCCCGUCUCAACAGGCCCGGCGUUUGCUCGAUCACGUCGGAUCCAAAGGGGAGUCUGCGGCGUCAGCUCUUCUUCAGUUCAUCCAGCGAAGACAGGAAUCUGGAUCCCAGCAGAACCAGAGGGAACUGGAAAUCCCUAAAGAGUUGGUGAGAUACCAGAAGAAGCUGAGCAGCUCGGUGUCGGCUCAGUCCUGCUUUCUCAGCACCUACGGAGGAACCAGCCACGUCUCUCUGGACGACGUCUUCACUGAAGUCCAGUUGGAGCUUCAUCACAGCUCCUCCGGCGUUCACCAACCUUUGGACCUGGAGGACGUAGUUGGGUCAGUGGGGACCGUGAACAAGGACGCUGACACGGUGCUGGUCUCUGGGGAGGCAGGAAGUGGAAAGAGCACUCUCCUCCAGAGGCUCCACCUCCUUUGGGCUCAGCGGGCGGCCCUCCGGGACUUCGUCCUCCUGUUCCCGUUCAGCUGCCGCGGACUGAACUUGGAGCACCGGGAGCUGUGUGUACAGGAGCUGCUGUUCCAGCACUGCUGCUGGCCGGACCGGGAGCAGGAAGAGAUCUUCCAGUUUAUUCUGGACCACCCUCACCUGAUCCUCUUCACCUUCGACGGCCUGGAUGAGCUCAAGGAGGGCUUUGUAGACGAACUCCGAGUCUGCUGUCCCACCCAGCGUGCGCCCGUUCACGUCUUGUUGUUCAACCUGAUCCAGGGCACGCAGCUGAAGGGGGUCAUGAAGGUCGUGACUAGUCGUCCAGGAGCAGUGGGACCCGGGUUAAAGAAGCACCUUCGUAAGGAGGUCCUCCUUAAGGGCUUCUCUCCAUCAGGCAUCGACUGCUUUGUGAGGAAACAUCACAGCGAUUCAGCUGUAGCUGCUAAGGUCUUAGAGUCCCUACAGGCGAACACAGCUCUCCUCGGACUUUGUCACAGUCCUGUUCUCUGCUGGAUCGUCUCCCAGUGCCACAAGGAGCUGCUCAGCUGUGGAGAAGGGAGCCCACAAACAGUCACAGAUGUUUAUCUGAUGAUCCUGCAGCACUUUUUCCAGCAUCACAGCACCAGUAAGGGCACCACAGGGGCAGGCUGGCUGCAGGAGCACCUAAGAACAGUCCUGCAUCUAGGGCAGCUCGCCUCUGAAGGAAUCACCUCCUCCUGUUGCGUCUUUUCAGGCGCAGACCUGGAAACAUGUGGCAUUACCGAAAAGGACGUUUGUAUGGGUUUCCUCGUACAAAGCAAAGACGUUUCCCCGGGUAACAGCAAGCGUUACGAGUUCUUGCACGUGACAAUGCAAUGCUUCUUCGCAGCUCUCUACAUCGUUCUGUCCGGCGACACGGACUGCUCCACCGUUCCUAAGCUGUUUGAGCUGCAGGACGUGACGGAGACCGGACUCAGCAGCACCUGCUUAAGAGCCUGCCUGCCCUCAGCAGACCAACAGGGAGGUCAUUUGGAGGAACACACGACAGCAGCAGAAGCACCAAAUCUACAAAUCACGGCCACCUUUGUGUCUGGAUUACUGUCCCAGCGCCACAAGAGGUCGUGGCAGCGCUGCUGCUCAAAGGCUGCGGUAGAGAGGAAGGUCCGGCAAGUGACAAGAUGCCUUUCCAAAGGCAUGCAGAAACAUUUCAGGUCCAUCCCUCGACCGGUGCCGGGGGAGAAGAAGAGCAUGCACGCCAUGCCUGGAUUUGUCUGGCUCAUCAAAUGCAUCUACGAGAUGCAGGAGAGCCGGAUCGCUAAAGAUGCCAUGAGUAAGCUGGAGGUGGACCACCUGAAGCUAACCUACUGCAACAUCGGCCCCAUGGAGUGCACCGCGCUUGCUUAUGUGCUGCAGCAUAUAAAGAGCCCAGUGGGCCUCCAGCUGGACAACAACUCAGUCGGGGAUGUUGGAGUGGAGCAGCUUCUUCCCUGCGUGCACGUUUGUAACUCCUUAUACCUCAGAAACAAUAACAUCACAGAUGAGGGCAUCCGAAGACUGACCGCUAAAGUUGUCCACUGUGACAACUUCCAGAAAAUUGCUCUCUUCAACAACAGGCUAACUGAUGCUAGCACGCUGCACAUUUCUCACCUUCUGAAGGCCAAGCAGAGUUUCCUGUCCUUGAGGCUUGGCAACAACAACAUCACAGCAGAAGGAGCAAAGCGACUGGCUGAAGGACUGAGACGCAAUCAUUCGCUGAAGUUUUUAGGGCUUUGGGGUAAUAAGAUAGGAGAUGCAGGAGCAGAGGCCAUCGCUGGAGCUUUGGAAAACAGCAAAUCUCUUGUAUGGCUCAGUCUGGUAGGUAACGGUGUAGGCAACGCAGGAGCGCGCGCGCUCUCCGGGAUCGUCCGGAACAGCCUGUCGCUGGAGGAGCUGUGGCUGACACAGAACUGCAUCACCAGAGCAGGAGUGGAGUACCUGAUUCAAGCCCUGAAGCACAACACUCACAUGAAAUCCGUUUGGCUGAAGAACAAUGACCUCAGUUCGGAGGAGGUUGAGGAGGUGAAGCUAAUCGAACCGAGACUGAUUUUUUGAUUUGUGUAAUCUGUUAAAGAAGUCACUAUUUAGUAUUGGAAAUACUUAGAAUAAACAUUUUUAAGUGGGAA